Messenger RNA from Mauremys reevesii (Reeves's turtle), 2427 nucleotides. RefSeq names its product malic enzyme 2 (gene ME2). Gene Ontology annotation, cellular component: mitochondrion. The record is from RefSeq and is a predicted model, not a curated record. The transcript has 16 exons. Gene Ontology annotation, biological process: malate metabolic process; pyruvate metabolic process. Lineage: Eukaryota; Metazoa; Chordata; Testudines; Geoemydidae. Gene Ontology annotation, molecular function: malate dehydrogenase (decarboxylating) (NAD+) activity; malate dehydrogenase (decarboxylating) (NADP+) activity; NAD binding. The coding region runs from base 296 to 2047 and encodes 583 amino acids.
CCUCCCUGCCGGUGGCGUCGGGAGCCCAGGAGCGGAGCGUCAUCCAUCCGCCACCUCUCACUAGUUGAGUUGAAUUGUCAGUCAGAAGGAACGCCCCGCCCUCUGGAGUGUCCCUCCCAGGCUCUGCCCUGUCUGCUUCAGUCCGUGCACGGCACCGAGGGGGAAGGAUCUCUGGCGGAGGAGAACUGCUGGCUGGUGCAGGGACCGAGGUCGGUUCAAGUCCUGGGCCAGCAUCACACAGAGGGCAGCAGCAGGAGGAAGAGGUAGCAGCUCCUGCCCUGGUGAACCAUAAGAAAUGCUCUCCCGAUUAAGAGUAGUUGCCACUCCCUGUGCACUGGCAUGUCGCACUGUGCACACGAAAGAAAAAGGCAAGCCGCUGAUGUUAAACCCAAGAACAAACAAGGGCAUGGCCUUUACAUUACAGGAAAGACAAAUGCUUGGGCUCCAAGGACUUUUACCUCCUAAAAUAGAGACGCAAGACAUUCAAGCCUUACGCUUCCAUAAGAAUUUGGCAAAAAUGAGUGACCCCUUGGAAAAGUAUAUCUACAUAAUGGGAAUCCAAGAGAGAAAUGAAAAGUUAUUCUACAGGAUAUUACAAGAUGAUAUCGAGAGAUUAAUGCCAAUAGUGUAUACACCAACAGUAGGUCUGGCCUGUACCCAAUAUGGACAUAUCUUUAGGAGACCAAAAGGAUUAUUUAUUUCUCUCUCAGACAGAGGUCAUAUCAGGUCAAUUGUGGACAACUGGCCAGAAACAGAUGUCAAGGCUGUUGUAGUAACUGAUGGAGAGAGAAUAUUAGGUCUUGGAGAUCUGGGUGUCUAUGGAAUGGGAAUUCCUGUAGGAAAACUGUGUUUGUAUACAGCAUGUGCUGGAAUACGGCCAGAUAAAUGCCUGCCUGUAUGUAUCGACGUUGGAACUGACAAUCUAACCCUAUUAAAAGAUCCUUUUUACAUGGGCCUGUACCAAAAAAGAGACCGCUCACAGCUUUAUGAUGACCUGAUUGAUGAGUUUAUGGAAGCCAUUACAGACAGGUACGGCCAUAACACGCUUAUUCAGUUUGAAGACUUUGGGAAUCAUAACGCUUUCCGUUUUUUGAGGAAGUACAGAGAGAAAUACUGCACCUUCAAUGAUGACAUUCAGGGGACAGCCGCAGUGGCCUUAGCGGGAAUGCUGGCAGCACAGAAGGUUGUUGGGAAAGCAAUCACAGAACAUAAAGUUUUGUUUCUUGGAGCAGGAGAGGCUGCUCUUGGAAUUGCAAACCUCAUCAUUAUGGCUAUGAUGGAAAGCGGUAUUUCUGCAGAGGAAGCGCAUAAGAAAAUAUGGAUGUUUGAUAAAUAUGGCCUAUUGGUUGAGGGCCGAGAACAAAAGGUAGACGCCAAUCAAGAACCAUUUACGCACCAACCCCCAGACCAGGUGCCAAAGACAUUUGUAGAUGCGGUGAAUGUACUUCAGCCGUCAGCUAUUAUUGGAGUUGCAGGGGCUGGCCGGCUUUUUUCACAUGAUGUGAUCAAAGCCAUGGGUUCCAUCAAUGAAAGACCUAUAAUAUUUGCACUUAGUAACCCUACAGUGAAAGCUGAAUGCACUGCUGAGGAAGCUUAUACAUUAACAGAGGGGCGGUGUUUGUUUGCCAGUGGCAGUCCGUUCGAGCAUGUGGUUUUGAAAGAUGGACGAUCCUUCAGACCAGGCCAGGGAAACAAUGCCUAUAUUUUUCCAGGUGUGGCUCUGGCUGUAAUCCUCAGUGGUGUUCGGCAUAUUAGUGAUAAGGUCUUCCUUGAGGCUGCAAAGGCAUUGACAGAUCAGUUGACUAAUGAGGAACUUGCCCAAGGAAGGCUUUAUCCACCACUGUCCAACAUCAAAGAAGUUUCUAUUUGCAUUGCUGUUAAAGUUAUGGAAUUUAUGUACGCAAACAACAUGGCUUUCCAUUACCCUGAACCUGCAGACAAGAACCAAUAUAUACUAUCAAAGGUUUGGAGCUACGAAUACGAAUCCUUCAUGCCAGACGUGUAUGACUGGCCUGUGUCUACGGCAAAGCCAUCUGAAAUGCACUGACAUACAAAAGAUCACACUCCUCGGGUGCUGUCUUCUACUCUGCAGGGAAUCCUUUUCAGACCAAUUUACGAUAAUGACUUUUGCAACUUGUAACUUAUUUUCCCUCAUUUUGUCGUCUCCUCUCCACCCCCUCAUUUUUCUGCGUGACUGAUUUUUCCCAUAAGAAUCUGAUCAACUAUACUGGUGAUGGCUCACAUCACAUUAAUGGUAUAGCUGUCCAAAAUUAAUUUAAAUGACAGUAAUGUUGUAACUCAAGUUUAGAGCCCUCCUCACAUCAGAGAAUUUUUAAAUGGUAUUUUAGCCAUAGACAAAUGAUAAUGAACUGUAUUCUCCGUCUCAUCAUUGCUGAUUGCCAAGAUAUAUGCUUUGCUUUUUAAUAA